AAAUUCAAACCAAAAACAUACAUAACACCAAAAAAAAGUAACCACUUUAAUUUCGUCGUCAUAUAUUUUCUCAUUCAAACUUGUUAUUAGGUUAAAAUAUUUAAAGCUCGACUCAAGAGUCGGUUCAGAACCAAUAACAGCUGUGUGUACCAGAUGCAAACUCAAAUCGUGUCGUGAUUUGUGUUGGUGGAAAUGCAUUCACGCUAUCAUCUCUAUCUGAAAUUAGCUUAUUUACAAAAAUUUGUAGUUUCUUUUGUUUAUAUGUUGACUUGCCACUUCUGUUUCUGGUGAUUAUGAGCUGCUUCGGCUGCAGUCGUAAGUACGGAUUAUUCUGCAAAGAAUAUGGAUGCCCGAACUGCGGCUACUCAUUUUGCUCCAAGUGUCUGAAAAGGCCGAUGCCAGUUCCUCGUCAUGCGGGAAAGGUCCUUAAUGUGUGUCUUAUAUGCUUCGACAAGCUGUCCAAAUUACAGGCAAGUGCCGAUGCGGAUAAAGUCGUAGAUUGCGAUGCAUUGCCAGGAGUCUUAGUCACCAAAUACAACCUGCCACCACCCUCAAAAUCGACUUUAGAGGGAGCCGACGGACUCUUUGACGAAAACCUGCCUAUUGAUGAAUUGCCAGAGGCUUUGGUUCCAAUUAGCGAAACGACCAGCUCGACAACACAUUCCAAGAACCAUGAAGAUAUUGACGAAAAUUUGGACAGUGCAUUGACAAAACGAAUGCAGGAGUAUAAAAAAGUGGAUGCUACAGAUGAUGAGAUUCGCGCUAGACUCUCCAAUCUGACAGGAUUGCCCCAUAAAGCUAACUACGAUAGAAAGGACUUACUUUUGUCCACUGACCAAAGAAAUGAUCAGGAAAAAAUGAGGGACUUGCUCGCACAGUUUGUGGAGGAAACCCACCUGGAUCAACAAGUUGAUAAGCAGAGGGAUGAGGGAAUAUCCGAUAUAGAGAGACGUUUACGAGCAUUACGUGAUAAUCCAAUUGAUUCAGAUGCAGGUCCAUCGAGAUCACAGAUCAGCACUACAAUGGACAACGAGGAGGAAGACGAGGAGACUGUUUUACAGAAUAUAAUGAAAAAUACGUGGCCGAAUCACAGUUGCCAUCAACUUCCGAUAAUGAUAUUAAUCAAAUUAAUAUUGAGCCCAAUCCGAAUACCGAAGAAUUACCUUGGUGUAAUAUUUGUAACGAAGAUGCUGUUAUCCGUUGUCAAGGAUGUGAAGGUGAACUAUUUUGUGCUCAAUGCUUUAAGGAAUGCCACGAUGAUGAUGAGGAAUACCGAGCUCACGCCAAGGAAAAAUUUAGUGCACCUCCAAAGCUUAAGGAAAAUCAUUUCUAACUCACUUGUUAUUGUUUAUCUGGCUUUUAAAGUUUUUGUUUGAUUAUAAUCUUUUCCAAAAAAUACAGCCAUUGUUUGUACUGCUAUCUUA
Messenger RNA from Drosophila ficusphila, 1424 nucleotides. Its product is annotated as abscission/NoCut checkpoint regulator. Gene Ontology annotation, biological process: mitotic cytokinesis checkpoint signaling; abscission. The record is from RefSeq and is a predicted model, not a curated record. The transcript is spliced from 4 exons. Gene Ontology annotation, cellular component: midbody; centrosome; cleavage furrow. The coding region runs from base 294 to 1376 and encodes 360 amino acids. Gene Ontology annotation, molecular function: phosphatidylinositol-3-phosphate binding. Lineage: Eukaryota; Metazoa; Arthropoda; Insecta; Diptera; Drosophilidae.